AGGACAGGUGGGGCAUAAAGCUCCAUUUAUGUUUCAAUUUGCCAAGUUGCCAUUUUCGACAUAUGUUUUGUAUAAAACAGGAACAACAUCGAUACUUGGUUAUGAGCAGAUCUGUUGUAGUUCAGACUUUCAGGAUAUUGGCAAGUUUAGAGUCUAUUGUGAGGGUUAUUUUUGAUAUUUUUUAAUUCCAAAAUUGGCUCAUUUAACUUGUUUUUCUCAAAUCAUUCGGUGCCCACCUGAAUUAUGUCUUUGAAUGGUGAUCUUUUGUCUGAAAUUUUAGGGCGUGUGGAUGGCAUAACACUUGCAAAUGCAGGGUGUGUUUCUUCAGAGUUUCGGUCCAUUGCAAGACAGGAGAACAUGUGGGAAGAGGCAUGUUCGAAUCUCUGGCCCUCCACAGUGGACACAGAUGUUAAGCAACUCAUCUCUUCUUCAUUGGGUGGCUUCAGAAAUUUUUAUGCAAAUUGCUUUCCAUGCAUUGCCUAUGAAAGUAGUGAGAAAGAUUUCAAUUGCAGUGAGAUGAAAAAGAUUUGUGAUGACAGCCUAGAGCUCCAUUCUUGUGAUCCCUCUGACUUUGUAUCCCUUGUUGAUGUGUGGUACAUGGACAAGAUUGUCUAUUCCAAAAUUUUGUGGGGCAUUCCUAAUGCAUGUAAUGUUGAGGACUGGUUCUGUAAUCGCCCCUUUAGAGUUGAUUUCGUUGAUUUUUGGGAUUUAGACAAUGAGGAUCCAACUACUGAAGAUGGGUUUCCUACAGUUGUGUCUUUUGACAAGGUGAGGAUGGAAGAUAAAAGUUGGGGGAAACUGAUGGAGAAUUUUAGGCUUACCUGGAUUCUUAUAAACAGGAGAACAGGGGAAGCUGCUAAUCUUUCAAGCUGGAGACCUCUGCUUGGCGAGAUGUUUUCUGAUACAGAUUUUUUUAUGCAGUUUGGCUCCUUAUUACCUGCUCAAAACAUAUUGCCUUUCAAGGAUGUGCAAUGUAUAAUUGCCAUAAAGAUUAGACUGUCGAAGGAUUAUCAUGGCAAUAUGAAGAUUACUGAACUUGGUAUGCAGGUGGAGGACAUGAUGGGAGGUCGUGUUAAUGGGAGGAACAGUCUGGUUAUACUAGAAAGAGCUUUAAGUUGCAGGAAAAGUAAGGAGCAUCAUCAGAUUUUCCAAUCAUAUCAGAAAUACUUGAGCCAACAGAGAAAACUAAAAGAAGCAAUGGUGAGGAACGAAGGCGUUCUAGACACCCUCUGUACUUUAAGUGCCAUUGUUUCAUUUCUUUCAUUUUGCUAUUUGAUUUUCAGAAUGAUUUGUGCUAUCUGAGCUCUGUGAUCCUCAUCUGUCACAUUAAUUUUAGAGCAAGUACGUAAAAUUAUACAUAAUAGAAUUACUCUCGAUCUGUGUAUACUAUGAGUAAGAAGUUUCACCUACCCUUUUGAUCUUAA
Messenger RNA from Cryptomeria japonica (Japanese cedar), 1424 nucleotides. RefSeq names its product F-box protein At2g27310-like. The transcript has a single exon. NCBI's taxonomy places the organism in Eukaryota, Viridiplantae, Streptophyta, Pinopsida, Cupressales, Cupressaceae. Bases 244 to 1302 code for a protein of 352 amino acids. Gene Ontology annotation, molecular function: protein binding. The record is from RefSeq and is a predicted model, not a curated record.